Molecule: messenger RNA, 4980 nt
Organism: Hypoxylon fragiforme
Lineage: Eukaryota; Fungi; Ascomycota; Sordariomycetes; Xylariales; Hypoxylaceae
Exons: 2
Coding region: 332-4819 (1495 amino acids)
Biological process (GO): DNA-templated transcription; DNA repair; chromatin remodeling
Cellular component (GO): Ino80 complex; nucleus
Molecular function (GO): ATP-dependent chromatin remodeler activity; ATP binding; DNA binding
Source: RefSeq, a predicted model, not a curated record
CUAGCGACCUGAUCCUUUCGACAUUUCGCAAUCCAAGGCCGAAAACAAUCAACAUCGAAAUGGUAAUGGGUAUGGUUCACCAUCACCUGUGAAUACCAAGUAUCUUCGAAGUCCACAUCCGCAUUCUCACCCAAAAACUGAUGGUCGACCGACCAGCCCUUCAAACAAAGCACUUAAUUUGGGCUCUCCCCCUUCGCGGCACAACCGUACCGCACUUGAUACCAUUUCAUCUACUAAUCGCCACACCCCUACUCCGGCACCCUCUCUACCAUCAUUAUUAAAUCCGGAACCUGCUUCUUCAUCAAAAACCCCAAGCCGUGCAGCCGAGUUGAUGUCCUUUUCAAACAUUCUGUCCAGCGCCGAGCCUCUUCCGAAGCCCAAAGCUCCAAUCAUGACGGAACUUAAAGAAAAGCCUGCUCGCAGGAGCAAGGGACGCGAAUCAAUACUGAAAGACGCGGAAAGUAGUUCCAAGAAGGAGUCGCGCCGACCUUCUACAAACCAUGCAAAGGACACUCCGACAAGAGCUCCCAAGAGACAAGCUAAUGGUCAAGUCAAACCAAAAACCAUCCCGGCAGACAAGGAAAAGAAGAUUCAGAGCGUGUACGAACAGCUCGAGGCUGGAAUGGACGACGUGGACCUAUCCGAGCUCGAGAUUGAGCGGGAAGCCUUCCGCGGACGCCUCAAGAGGCGUAAGUUGGACACGGAACAAACGGAAUAUGAUGAUCGUGUUGCCAGACGUAAAGACUUGACCGAUCAGUUGUCAGGCAAGUUAUCUCUCCACGCCGAUAGUGGCCGAGGCCGAUUCGAGGCAGUGCACUACGAAGACGCGUUGCAAGAAGUUCGAGAACGCGAGAUUUUCGCCGAAAAGGAGCGAAAGAAGGACAUGCAACGUAAGCGUCGCAGGGAGAAGUCUAUGCAAGUCACAAUCGAGCAGAAGGAGGCUGCCUUGGCAAAGGCGCUUGCUGCUGAAGAUGAAAGUGAACGGGCGAAGUGGCUACGUGAUGCUGAACGCGCCAACAAGAAGGCCCAGCAGACCAAAUUGAUCCUACAGAAGGGUAUCAAAGGGCCGGCACGCAGCCUAGCGCCACUUGAACUGAACCUAGAGGGCGGUACGAUGUCCACGUUCCAGGCAACGGACCUGGAAUCCAACUCCAAGUCGAAGAGCAAAGGCCGCAGCGGCAAUCGGCCGAAGAAGUCCAAGGAGCAAAAGCAGGCUGAGAAGGAUUCGGCCAUCGCUGCCCAGGCUGCUCUGGAUGCAGGUGAAGAGCUCCCUUCGAAAGAAGAGACCAAGAUUCGCAUCAAGCUAAGCAAGAGCACGCCCAAGGAGCCCAAGGAGAAGGAGAAGGAACCCAAAGAAACCAGUGUCAAGGAGCCUAAAGAGAAGGAGAAAUCGGUCGAAGAACCCCCUGCCAACCCUCUCGAGACCAAGUUCCAGUCUAAGGGCUAUAACCAGAUCUAUGAUCAGAUCUGGCGCGACCUGGCACGCAAGGAUGUUCCUAAAGCUUACAAGCUAGCCAGUGAUUCAUACAGUACCAAGGCUUCGAAUCUCAAGAAGACCGCGAUAUUGGCCUCGAAGGAAGCUAAGCGAUGGCAACUUCGCACCAACAAGGGCACCAAGGAUUUGCAGGCUCGUGCCAAGCGUUGUAUGCGUGACAUGAUGAGCUUCUGGAAGCGUAACGAACGCGAGGAACGUGAUCUUCGCAAGGCAGCAGAGCGACAGGAGCUUGAAAAUGCCCGUAAGGAGGAAGCUGAUCGCGAAGCUGCUCGCCAAAAGAGGAAGCUCAACUUCUUGAUUUCGCAGACCGAGUUGUACUCUCACUUUAUUGGCAAGAAGAUCAAGACGGACGAAGUAGAGCGUAGCACUGAUAACCCAGACAUUGCGCCAGAUGCUCAUGCUGUUACUAAGUCGGCCAACGCUGAUGUGGCGGAACCAUCGGGCCCGAUCGCUACGAAGAUUACGGACUUCAAUCAACUGGAUUUCGAUGCCGAAGAUGAGGAAACUCUCAAGGCCGCUGCUAUAGCCAAUGCCCAGAACGCCAUUGCUGAAGCCCAACAAAAGGCCCGAAGCUUUAACAAGCCUGACAAUGACAUGGAUGAAGACGGCGAGAUGAACUUCCAGAAUCCGACAGGUCUUGGAGACGUGACCGUUGAGCAGCCGAAGCUGCUAAAUUGUCAACUGAAGGAGUACCAGCUGAAGGGGUUGAAUUGGCUUGCAAACCUUUACGAGCAGGGCAUCAAUGGUAUUCUGGCAGAUGAGAUGGGUCUGGGCAAGACAGUUCAGUCUAUUUCCGUCAUGGCCUACCUCGCUGAAGUACACGAUAUCUGGGGUCCGUACCUUGUAGUCGCCCCAGCAUCUACCCUACACAACUGGCAGCAGGAAAUUGCAAGGUUCGUUCCUGAGUUUAAGGUCCUGCCAUAUUGGGGAACAGCGGGCGAUCGAAAGGUGCUGCGUAAAUUCUGGGAUCGUAAACACAACACAUACCGUCGAGAUGCACCAUUCCAUGUACUGGUCACGUCCUACCAACUUGUCGUCUCAGAUGUUGCAUAUUUCCAGAAGAUGCGUUGGCAAUACAUGAUCCUCGACGAGGCCCAAGCCAUCAAGAGCUCUCAAAGCUCACGUUGGAAAUGUCUGCUUGGCUUCCAUUGCCGUAACCGGCUCCUUCUCACCGGUACUCCCAUCCAGAACAACAUGCAGGAACUUUGGGCCCUGCUUCAUUUCAUCAUGCCCUCUCUGUUUGACUCGCACGACGAAUUCAGUGAAUGGUUCUCCAAGGACAUCGAAUCGCAUGCACAGAGCAACACGACCCUUAACGAGGAUCAGCUCAGACGGUUGCACUUGAUCCUCAAACCUUUCAUGUUGCGUCGUGUCAAGAAGCAUGUACAGAAGGAGCUUGGUGACAAGAUUGAAUUGGAUGUAUUCUGUGAACUCACCUAUCGACAGCGAGCUUACUACAGAAACUUGCGAAACCAAAUCAGUAUCAUGGAUCUUAUUGAGAAGGCAACUCUUGGAGAUGACCAGGACUCAGGCACGCUGAUGAACCUUGUCAUGCAGUUUCGUAAAGUCUGCAACCAUCCUGACCUCUUUGAGCGUGCUGAUACCACGAGUCCGUAUUUUACUGGCUACUUCGCCGAGACUGCAUCAUUUGUCCGUGAGGGCAAUAAUGUUCGAGUUGGAUACUCGACGCGAAAUCUCAUUGAUUACCGCCUACCACGACUUGUUUGGACUGAAGGAGGUCGCUUGAACAAGGCUGGCGAAGACAACGAGAAAGCAGGUUUCAGGAACAAGUGCCUCAAUCACAUGAUGAAUAUCUGGACGCCAGAGAAUGUACGAGAAAGUUUGUCUGAAAAUAAGGCGUUCUCGUUCCUUCGAUUCGCUGAUGUCAGCCCCGAAGAGGUCUACAAAGCUAGUCAUCGAGACGUUUUCUCGCGAGCUGCAGAUUUGGUACGAAAGGAAGAUCGGCUAGGCCGCAUGCAGGUGGUCUAUAACGAGCCAAGCGAAGAGAACUACACGCCUGCUCAUGCACUGUUCCAAAUCAAGGCACGAUCAGACAGACGUCCCUUAGCGUCAAUCACUGGUGAGGGCAUACUAGAUAACCUCAUGAACAUAUCCCGAACGACAUGGCGAGACUCAGGUCUGAAUCGACUGGAGCAAGCAGCCCUACCUGGCGCAUCUGCUCCUCCAAUUGAGGUUUCGUGUGAAGGUACACGAGCCCCAGUUACUGAGCGCGAAGACACCCUGUUCAACGUAUCUAUGCGUAAGGUGUUGUACGGACCUACUGCAAUGGAAGAGAAGGCUCUUGUGUUACAAAGCACUCCAGCAGAGCGCUAUCCACGACUUGCGGCUCUUCCUCAGCCGGAUAACGAGAAGCGACGAUUUACAAACAUCACCGUCCCCAGCAUGCGCCGCUUUGUUACUGACAGUGGGAAAUUAGCCAAGCUCGACCAGCUGCUGUUCAAGCUUAAAGAGGAAGGCCAUCGCGUGUUGUUGUACUUCCAGAUGACGAGGAUGAUCGACUUAAUGGAGGAGUACCUCACUUACCGCAAUUACAAAUAUUGUCGACUGGAUGGAUCUACAAAACUAGAGGAUCGUCGUGACACCGUCCACGACUUCCAGACCCGUCCGGAUAUCUUUGUCUUCUUGCUCUCAACUCGUGCAGGUGGAUUAGGUAUCAAUUUGACAUCGGCCGACACAGUCAUAUUCUAUGACAGUGAUUGGAACCCUACCAUUGACUCGCAGGCCAUGGACCGAGCUCAUCGUCUCGGCCAGACGAAACAAGUGACAGUCUACCGUCUCAUCACGCGUGGCACUAUCGAGGAACGUAUUCGAAAGCGCGCGAUGCAGAAGGAGGAAGUGCAACGUGUCGUCAUUCAAGGAGGCGGGGCUCGGGGUGUGGACUUCAGCGGUCGUCGUCCAGCUGAGAACCGCAACCGUGAUAUUGCGAUGUGGCUCGCCGAUGAUGAGCAAGCCGAGCUCAUCGAGCAACGAGAGAAGGAACUGCUCGAAAGCGGCGAGAUGGAUAAGACGAGUAAGAAACGAGGUGGCACGAAGAGAAAACGGGAGGCGGUCAGUCUGGAUGAGAUGUAUCAUGAGGGUAAGUUUACAGUGCAUGGCUCAGGUGAUACGUGUGCAGUGAAUAAGAUUGCUAACGGUACAUUUCUAGGCGAGGGAAAUUUCGAUGACGGUAAUAAGCCCUCUGGUACAGCCACGCCAGUUGAGGUUGGAGACUCGAAAUCGUCGAAGAAACGAAAGGGUGGCAGUAAAAAGGCGAAGACGACAAAGCAACGACUUGCCAUCGCCGACGGCGAGAUGGAUCUUUAGGUGUUGGUCAUAAUGAAAUUCACCGAACACCGGUAUUAGUAGGAGAUGAAUAGCCUCCCCCCCCCUUCUUGAGAUGAAGUUGGAGGUUGGCCUUGUACAAAAUUAAGAGGUUUACGGCGUUACAUUGACAUCGGUCACGUUGCAAAGGCAGGCUCUAAGGA